Arctia plantaginis is the source of this 5172-nucleotide messenger RNA. NCBI's taxonomy places the organism in Eukaryota, Metazoa, Arthropoda, Insecta, Lepidoptera, Erebidae. The record is from the annotation of a GenBank genome assembly.
AUGAACCUUAAAUUGAAAAAAAUAUACACACCCCUAAUAUUUUUUAUUAUAAUAAUAGAAACAACUGGUAUAGACUCUGAUGAAUCGUCACCAGAUGAGAAUCCUCGACCAGGCACCAGGGGCAGAAUUAUAAAAUCAUAUUCUGGAGCGAGACCCGAACCCAUAAUUUGUACAGGUGAAGGCUUUGUGAAAGAUCCUCAUAAUUGUGCUAUGUUUUAUCGGUGCAUGAAAUCAGGAAACAAUAAAUACACUAUAUUUAGGUUCCAAUGUGGGCCCGGGACUAUUUACGAUCCCGAUCAUGAGGUGUGCAAUCAUCCCCAAUCCACAACGAGAUCUGAAUGUAUUGGUAUUUCACCACCUUUUAUACAUACUACACAUAUUAAUGACAUUCAGGACAGUAUGUAUAAUGAAAUACCCUCUCCGAUGGUGAGCAGUAAACAAAUACAGCCUUCAAAUACAUUACAAAAGACCAGUAUAAUGAAUGUAAAACAAACGCCACCAUCGAAUGCAAUAAACUCUACAACAAAACUUUAUAUUUUAUCUACAACAGCGAGCCCUUAUCCAUGGGCGUCAUCGAUAAACCUAAUCAAUGUUGAUCGUAAUUUACAUAAAACUACCGUGAAACCACUAAGCACAGAAACUAAAAUAUCACAGUCCAUUUCUCGAGAUAAUAUUUGUACAUCAGAUGGAUUCAUGGGAGAUAACGAAAAUUGUCGUAAAUUUUACAGAUGUGUAGUAAACCAAAAAGGGGGAUUUACGAGAUAUGAAUUUAUGUGUUCUGAAACAACGGUAUGGGAUGAAGUCAAUCAAAUUUGUAAUCAUGUUUGGGCAGUAAAGAAAAGCAGAUGUAGUCUUUACAAUGAAAAAGUUACUGACUCAAAUAUGCAAUUUACCACUGAAAAAUUGCACACACCAGAAAAAAAUACAAUGGAACUACACAUCAAAGAAAAUACAAAAGAUAAUACUGUUCAUACUAUUCAGGAGCAGCUUCAAAUAGGCUAUGGUACAAAAGUCACUCAAUCGCAAACCCAAAUAGGUAAUGGUUUCGUGGAACAAAAUCAGACACAAAUUAAUUACGGUGAUCGGUUAAAUCAAAAUGAAAACAAGGGAAGCAAACAAAAUCAGACUCAAAUCAGUCAUGGGUCAGCCGUAAGCCAAUCACAAAUUCAAAUUAAUUAUGGGAAUACAGGGGUUCAAACUCAAUUACAAAUCGACCAUUCCAAAGAAGCAAGUCAAAACCAGAUCCAGAUCAGCGAGACGUCAACAAGAAAAUCUUCAACUACCAUAUUUCAAUUAGAAAAUCAAGAAGAACAUAAGGCUGAUAGUACAGAUUGCACAGAGGAUGGAUUUAUAGGCGAUAGUAAUGACUGUCAAAAAUUUUAUAGAUGUGUUAAUAAUGGACAAGGAGGCUUUAAAAAGUUUGGAUUUAACUGUGCUGAUGGCACAGCAUGGGAUUCCAGUAUCAAAAGCUGUAACCAUAUAUGGGCCGUUAAAGAAUGUAAUUUACAUGGGCCUGUUGAGUCUAGUCAACAUACGGUAACAACUAUAUACAAAACAACACAGAGUUAUCAUACAACAAUGUCUACAGAACAUACAACACCACAAUCCAUUGCAGAUAAUGAAGACAGCAACAGCUCUGGUUAUGGAAAUUCUAUGCCAGAGUCGAUGCAAACACCGCCAUCAAGUACAACAAUAACUACGCUAAUUGAUUCGAAUGGAACUAAAUGUGUGUCUGAUGGAUUUAUAGGAGAUAGUAACGAUUGUAAAAUAUUUUAUAGAUGCGUUGAAGACGGCAAUGGAGGUUUUACAAAACAUAUAUUUAAGUGUGGCGAAGGAACAUUAUGGGAUCCAGAAAUUAAAGCGUGUAAUCAUGCAUGGGCUGUUGCAAAAUGUAACGGGAACAUCUCGUCAGAUAUUAAUAAACUAGAGUCAACGACUAAAAACACAAAAACUUCUACACCUAUUUAUAUUCAAAGUACUACAUCAGCACAUUUCCCUACUAUAUCGUCUGAUGAACACGAAUUUGAUGUAAACAAUUUACCAGGAUAUGGACAGUCGAAUAAUGAAAUUCAAACAACCACAACCACGACGUCGAGCAAGCGUCCACCAAUAUGGGGCCAACUCGAUAAUAUAUGUAAAUCUAGUGGCUUUACUGGGGAUAAGUACGACUGUAAAAAGUUCUAUAGAUGUGUUGAUAAUGGACACGGAGGCUUUUCUUACUAUGAAUAUACUUGUAGUACAGGAACAGUUUGGGAUAAUAGAAUAAAUGCUUGCGGCUCAAGUGACUGUAAAAGAUUUUAUAGAUGUGUCGAUGACGGAAAUGGAUCUUACAUAAGAUAUGAGUUUUUGUGUGGAGAAGGAACUUUGUGGGAUCAGGAACUUAAAUCAUGUAACCAUGCAUGGGCAGUGACUAAAUGUGGCUCUAAUAGUGAAUCUUUACCAAUAAAUAAUGAUCUUAACCAUAAGAUUCCGCCAAAUGCAAAUGCAGAUUCUCAAAUCAGUAGCACAACCAGUGCUUUCCCUACUUCUUCUGAAACAACAGAGCAAGAAACUACUAGUGAAUUGUGCGUCAGUAGUGGUUAUUUUGGUGAUAUAAAGCACUGCGAAAAAUUCUACAGGUGUGUCGAUAACGGUAAAGGUAGUUUCAUUCGUCACGAAUAUGUUUGUGGCGAAGGUACUGUAUGGGAUCAAAGUUUAGAAGCCUGUAAUCACCGUUCGGCUGUUAAGGAAUGUGAUUUUACUAAAAAUACUACAACCAAUGUACCAAGUGAGGGUACUAUCGAAUAUUCUGUAACAUUUACAACAUCUUUGAAAUAUGAAGAUUCUCCGGUGACACAAAAUGUAUUGGCCGUUUUACUAUCUAAAAAUGACUCAAGUGUUAUUUGCACUAAAGAAGGUUUUAUAGCUGACCCGAAAAACUGUAAGUCAUUUUAUAGAUGUGUUAACGAUGGUAGGGGUGGUCUCACAAAAUAUCAAUAUAGCUGCGGAGAAGGCACUUAUUGGAACCAAGAAAUCCUGUCCUGUGAUCAUGAUACCGGAGAAGCCGAUUGUAAUUCUCAGACUACGACCAAACCUAUGGCAAAUGAACAUCAUCCACAAACAACGGAAAAUUACGCGCCUAGUAGCUCAGAGUAUUUACUAGGAGAUAAAUUAAAUUAUGAUAACGACAGUAGUGCCAUUGAACCUCCUCCAAAUUCGGCAGGUGCUUGUUUAUCAGAGGGAUACUAUCCGAAUGAAAAAGAUUGCAGAAGAUUUUAUCAGUGUGUAGAUAAUGGUAAGGGAGCUUAUACCAAAUAUGAUCAUAUUUGCGGUGAAGGUACCGCCUGGGAUCCUAAUACACAGAUAUGCACUCAUAUCGAUCAAGUAUCAUCUUGCAAAGAGUCAGUAACGCAUGACGCAGAUAAUACUCAAACAACCGAGAGUUCGGGAUCAACAACACAAGGUUUGACUUCAUCUACAACCAGUAUGACAACGUCGAGUAGUCCCGAUUCUAAUUUGCAUACUAUGGACGUUUGUGCCAGUGAAGGUUACUUUGGUAAUACCCAAGACUGCAAAAAGUUUUAUAGAUGCGUUAAUGAUGGUAAAGGAGGAUACACAAAAUACGAUUUCAUUUGCGCUGAAGGUACUAUAUGGGAUAAAGAUAUUCCCACUUGCAAUCAUCCUAAAAAUGUUGCAAAUCCGUCGUGCAAUCAGAAUACAACUACUAGUAACUCGACAACAAACACGUCAGAGAGUAAUGAAGGUCAAAACGAAGCAUCUAAAGUACCAGGAAACAGUAGUGUUAACUGUACUAAAGCUGGAUUUUAUCCCGAUCCAAAUAAUUGCAAGAAGUUUUAUCGAUGUGUAGACUGGGACGGCAAUGAAACGAAGUUUUCCAUUUUUCAUUUUGAAUGUGGUGAAGGUACAAUAUGGGAUCCAGCUGUAGAUACAUGUAAUCACGAAGAUUCUGUGUACCCACCUCGCAAUUGCAGUGGUUCUCAGGCGUCAGUAACAGAAGAAACUACUACAACAGAAAAAGAAAGUACUACAAAAUCAAGCACACAAGCGACUAGUCAGUCGCUUACAGAAUCAACAACGCAAUCAACAACUACGUCGACAAGUGAACCAACAAACCAAAUCACAACGGAAUCUGCUACCACUGAAUCUGCAGCACAAACCACAACUGAACGGUCAGAAGAAAGUACCACAGAACAAUCUGGAAAAAGUACGACUGAUCGCUCAGGAGAAGGUUCUACUGAACAGCCACCUGAAAGUACUACUGAACGGUUAGGAGAAAGUACUACAGAACAGUCACAGGAAACUACUACUGAACAGCUAGGAGAAAAUACAACAAAAGAGUCAGUAGAGAGCACUACUGAACAGUUAAAAGAAAGUACCACUGAAAAGUUAGGCGAAAGUACCACUGAGAAGUUAGGAGAAAAUACAACAGAAAAAUCGGUAGAGAGCACUAGUGAACCCUCUGGAGAAAGUACAACAGAACAAUCAACUGAAAGUACUACAAAAGAAUCCAUAGAAAAUACAACUACAGAAGGUUCAGGUACAGUUCAAACAACAACGGAGCAACAAGAGACAACAGAAAGUGGAACAGAUUAUUCUACACAAAAACCUGCAGAAAGCGACUGUCCUAAGAUAGAAGACGACCAAAACUUAUUUGUAUGUCCAUCGUCUUUUAGAAGACAUCCUAAAUAUUGUAAUUUAUUCUAUCAAUGCGAUGAAAAUGAGGAUAGUCAUGAAUUAAAAAUUGCAGUGUUUGCUUGUCCUAAUAAUACAAUUUAUGAUGAAAACAAAACGAAAUGUGUUAAUGAAAGUAAAGCUGAAAAAACAUGUGAUGGAGAAAUAUCACAAAAACGUAGAGUCAAACGAAAAGAGAGAAUAGGAAAUAUUCUCAAUGAUCCACUCGUUGUCUCUGAAAAAAGUCUCGGGUGUUCUAACACUGGAUAUUUCGCAUUCGAAAAAGAAGGUGAUUGCUCCCAAGGAUUUCUUAAAUGUACAUCAACAAAGUCGAACAAGCUACGAGGAUUAGUGUAUCAGUGUCCAGAAAGUUACAUAUUUUGGAAUGUGAGCAAACGAUGUGAACCAUUAUAUAAAGUUAGUGACUGCAAGCGUUCGCUUGUCAACGACUGGAGUAGCAGACGGGAGAUACCUAUAGAAAUACAAAAUGUAGCCUGGUGA